Molecule: messenger RNA, 1154 nt
Organism: Arachis stenosperma
Lineage: Eukaryota; Viridiplantae; Streptophyta; Magnoliopsida; Fabales; Fabaceae
Exons: 3
Coding region: 178-849 (223 amino acids)
Source: RefSeq, a predicted model, not a curated record
AAAAGAGUCCCUUUUUUCCCCACAGAGAUAGAGGAGUCCCAAACUCUCUAACUCCAAAAUCCAAUUCCAAUUUGUUUCCCCCUCAAAAAUAAUAAAAUUUUAAUAAUUUUUAAAUAAAAUUUUGUUUUGGGGUUUAGAUUGUGCGGAUCGGGGUUCGGAGAGUUUAGAUCUGCGACGAUGGAGGGUGUCGGGGCCCGGCUGGGGCGGUCGUCCACCCGAUACGGACCGGCGACUGUGUUUACCGGACCGGUUAGAAAGUGGAAGAAGAAGUGGGUCCACGUUUCACCCAAUUCCUCCUCUGCUUCCGCAAAUUCCAACAACAACAACAACAAUAACAACGCCGCCAACAAUAACAAUCACAAUCACACGCACCAUUCUAACGGUAAUAACGGUUCCCAUCUGCUUCUUUACAAGUGGACCCCUAUAACCCAAUCUCAAAACGCCAACAACAACAAUUCAAAUGGAAACGCCGCUGCCAAGGAUUCUGUGCCACCACCCUCUGACGCCCCCGAAGAGCCGCCACGCAGGAAAUUCAAAUAUAUUCCGGUUGCUGUACCAGAGGAGCAAAGGAAUGAGGCUGCAGAAAUUGAUGGUGCUGAAAAGAUUGAAGAAGAUAAGCCAGUUGAUACCGAUCCAAUUGCAGCAGAACCAAGUCACAAAAUUGAGACUAUGGAUGAAAAACCUGACAUAAAUGAUGUCCCUGCAGAUGAAAGUCAGCCUCAGGACAAAAAUCAAGUAGUACGCCAAGAUCUAAAUGAAAGCACAUUGGAUUUAAGUUUGGGGUUAACAUCACAUGACGAUGAAAAUGACUCUGAUUCAAAAACUAAUCAAACAAGAGAUGGCCAGUAACACAAAGUGAACAGAAGUCCUCAGGAUAGUGAGCAUUAGUGCACCAAUCUACACGUGUAUUUGAUCAACAAAAGUAUAUUUUCACCUGGUUUUGUGUUCACCCAUUGAUCAUUUUAGAUUGGAUUGUUGUACUGGCAUAUGCCUAUAAUAUUUUUCUUAUUCAGUGUCCUUGGUGGGAUGGUCAUAGUAUUCCUUUUCCCCAACCAUUGGACAUAUUUAUUUUUUUCCCCUAGAUAUCUAUUGAGGCGGGAUAUUGUGGAAUUGAUGUGGAUUUUUGUACUCAAUAUAUUGAUGAAAUUGUGCUA